Canis lupus familiaris (dog) is the source of this 10722-nucleotide messenger RNA. It is a transcript of the gene PTPN4, whose product is annotated as protein tyrosine phosphatase non-receptor type 4. The record is from RefSeq and is a predicted model, not a curated record. Bases 146 to 2989 code for a protein of 947 amino acids. Gene Ontology annotation, cellular component: cytoskeleton; cytoplasmic side of plasma membrane; cytoplasm. Gene Ontology annotation, biological process: protein dephosphorylation. The transcript is spliced from 30 exons. NCBI's taxonomy places the organism in Eukaryota, Metazoa, Chordata, Mammalia, Carnivora, Canidae. Gene Ontology annotation, molecular function: cytoskeletal protein binding; protein tyrosine phosphatase activity.
GGCCGUGGCGCGGCCGCUGCGGCGGCGGCUGCUGGGGGGGCGCUGACGGGGCCCCCGGGAGCUUCCCCGCGGCGCGCCCGGGCCUCCGGGCUCUCCUCCGGCCGAGAGGACGCGGCUGUGCUACGAAGACCGAGUGUGGACAGUAAUGACCUCACGUUUCCGAUUGCCUGCUGGCAGAACCUACAAUGUACGAGCAUCAGAGUUGGCCCGAGACAGACAGCAUACGGAGGUGGUUUGCAACAUCCUUCUCCUGGAUAACACUGUACAAGCUUUCAAAGUUAAUAUUAGGUAUGUUACUCAUCACCUUCAAAUGGACUUUUCAGCUGUAUAUAUGCAUAAACAUGAUCAGGGGCAAGUUCUGUUGGAUAUAGUCUUCAAGCAUCUUGAUUUGACUGAGCGUGACUAUUUUGGUUUACAGUUGGCUGAUGAUUCUACAGACAACCCAUCUUAUUUAUUUAUUUUUCAGAGGUGGCUGGAUCCAAACAAACCAAUAAGGAAGCAGCUAAAGAAACUGCUCUUAUUAAUUCUAGGAGGAUCUCCUUACAGUUUGAACUUUAGAGUCAAAUUUUUUGUAAGUGACCCCAACAAGUUACAAGAAGAAUACACAAGGUACCAGUAUUUUUUGCAAAUUAAACAAGACAUUCUUACUGGACGAUUGCCCUGUCCUUAUAAUACUGCUGCCCUUUUGGCUUCAUUUGCUGUUCAGUCUGAACUUGGAGACUACAAUCAGUCAGAUAACUUGUCAGGCUACCUCUCAGAUUAUUCUUUCAUUCCUAAUCAACCUCAAGAUUUUGAAAAAGAAAUAGCAAAAUUACAUCAGCAACAUACAGGUUUAUCUCCCGCAGAAGCAGAAUUUAAUUACCUGAACACGGCACGUACCUUAGAACUCUAUGGAGUUGAAUUCCACUAUGCAAGGGAUCAAAGUAACAAUGAAAUUAUGAUUGGAGUGAUGUCAGGAGGAAUUCUGAUUUAUAAGAACAGGGUACGAAUGAAUACCUUUCCAUGGUUGAAGAUUGUAAAAAUUUCUUUUAAGUGCAAACAGUUUUUUAUUCAACUUAGAAAAGAAGUGCAUGAAUCUAGAGAAACAUUAUUGGGAUUUAAUAUGGUGAAUUACAGAGCAUGCAAAAAUUUGUGGAAAGCAUGUGUAGAACAUCACACAUUCUUCCGUUUGGACAGACCACUUCCACCUCAAAAGAAUUUUUUUGCACAUUAUUUUACAUUAGGUUCAAAAUUUCGGUACUGUGGAAGAACUGAAGUCCAGUCAGUUCAGUAUGGCAAAGAAAAAGCAAAUAAAGACAGGGUAUUUGCAAGAUCCCCAAGUAAGCCCUUGGCACGGAAAUUAAUGGAUUGGGAAGUAGUAAGCAGAAAUUCAUUAUCUGAUGACAGGUUAGAAACACAAAGCCUUCCAUCACGGUCUCCACCUGGAACUCCUAAUCAUCGAAAUUCUGCAUUCACACAAGAGGGAACCCGGUUACGUCCGUCUUCAGUUGGUCAUUUGGUAGACCAUGUUGUUCAUACUUCCCCAAGCGAAGUAUUUGUAAAUCACAGAUCUCCAUCUUCAACACAAGCUAAUAGCAUCGUUCUGGAGUCAUCACCAUCACAAGAGACCCCUGGAGAUGGGCAGCCUCCAGCUUUACCACCCAAACAAUCCAAGAAAAACAGUUGGAACCAAAUUUAUUAUUCACAUUCUCAACAAGAUCUGGAAAACCAUAUUAGUGAAACAUUUGAUGUUCCAUCUUCUCCUGAAAAAUCUACUCCUAAUGGUGGUAUUCCACAAGAUAAUCUUGUUCUAAUCAGAAUGAAACCUGAUGAAAAUGGAAGGUUUGGAUUCAAUGUAAAGGGAGGAUAUGAUCAGAAGAUGCCUGUGAUUGUGUCUCGAGUAGCACCAGGAACACCUGCUGACCUCUGUGUCCCUCGAUUGAAUGAAGGGGACCAAGUUGUACUGAUCAAUGGUCGGGACAUUGCUGAACAUACCCAUGAUCAAGUUGUCCUGUUCAUUAAAGCUAGCUGUGAGACACAUUCUGGGGAACUCGUACUCCUGGUUCGACCUAAUGCUGUAUAUGAUGUAGUGGAAGAAAAGCUAGAAAAUGAGCCAGACUUCCAGUACAUUCCUGAGAAAGCCCCACUAGAUAGCAUCCAUCAGGAUGACCAUUCCCUGCGGGAGUCAAUGAUUCAGCUAGCUGAGGGGCUUGUCACUGGAACAGUCCUUACACAAUUUGAUCAACUGUAUCGGAAAAAACCUGGAAUGACAAUGUCUUGUGCCAAAUUACCUCAGAAUAUUUCCAAAAAUAGAUACAGAGAUAUUUCGCCUUAUGAUGCUACACGGGUCAUUUUAAAGGGUAAUGAAGACUAUAUCAAUGCAAAUUAUAUAAAUAUGGAAAUCCCUUCUUCUAGCAUUAUAAAUCAGUAUAUUGCUUGUCAAGGGCCAUUACCACACACUUGUACAGAUUUUUGGCAGAUGACUUGGGAACAAGGCUCCUCAAUGGUUGUAAUGUUGACCACACAAGUUGAACGUGGCAGAGUUAAGUGUCACCAGUAUUGGCCAGAACCCACAGGAAGUUCAUCCUAUGGAUGUUAUCAAGUCACCUGCCACUCAGAAGAAGGAAACACAGCCUAUAUCUUCAGGAAGAUGACACUGUUUAACCAAGAGAAAAAUGAGAGUCGUCAACUCACUCAGAUCCAGUACAUAGCCUGGCCUGACCAUGGAGUUCCUGAUGAUUCAAGUGACUUUCUGGAUUUUGUUUGUCAUGUACGAAAUAAGAGGGCUGGCAAGGAAGAACCAAUUGUUGUUCAUUGCAGUGCUGGAAUUGGAAGAACUGGGGUUCUUAUUACUAUGGAAACAGCCAUGUGUCUCAUUGAAUGCAAUCAACCAGUUUAUCCACUAGACAUUGUAAGAACAAUGAGAGAUCAACGAGCCAUGAUGAUCCAAACACCUACUCUGAAUUAUAUUCCAAGAAUCAAAAGAGGAAUCAAGUUUAUCUUUGGAUAGAUUCCCAGAAGUGGGAUUGCUGGGUGAAAGAGUCAAUACAGAUUUGUUUGUGAAGCUAUUUUGAAAGUUUAUGAAGAAGGAUUUGUUAAACCCUUAACGACAUCAUCAAAUAAAUAAGAAAGCAAAAAUCUGGGACAUGUGUCAGAAGAUUGCUUUCUGUUAUAUUCACUGUGCCAUAAUUCUGCUUGCAGGAAAUGGCAUUUAGACAAAACAAAUGAAGAACUAACAAAAACUGAAAACUUCAGCACUGUUGCACUUUAUGUUUAAGAAAAUGUCACUCUCUCAAAAUCUGUAAUUCACGUGUUUGAAGACUAUUUCAUGCUUUGCUCCGAACAAAUAGUGAAUAACUGAGUAUGUUCAGGGUAAUUUAUGAAAUUUGUGGUGGUGCCAUGCAGUCCCCUUCUGGUAGAAUUGCCACAAACAAGGCUCAGAAUUCUCAUCAUCUCUGUUAUACAUCUGUAUCUUGAAAGCAAAAAGAAGUAAACAUCAGGAGUCAGCUCUGGUGUUUCCCAGUGAUUCAUGUACUUAUUACUAUACUGGUUACCAGAUUUUUAUUUUUUAAAUUUUAGCAAUAUCAUUCUCAAUAUUAGCCAAUACACUGCCUAUGGAUGCAGCACAUCUUUCCCUGUACUCCCCCUGUAGAGACCUGCUGUUCAUGAGAAGAAAGAUGGAAUUUGCUUUUCCCAGGAAAUGCUGCACAUUGUCCAUUUACCAGCAUCUUAUAGAAAGUAUAAAUAUGAAUCUACAGAUUUUCUUGAAUUUAAUAAUGUAACAUAUUUAUCAUAAGGUUGGCUUAUUCCAAAUCAUGUGAUUUCACAUUCUUGAUGUAAAGGAAUGCAUGCAUUGUGUCUUAACCCCUUAAGUGCCUUGAGACAUCUUUGUAUGUCUAAUGAAAAGGCACUCAUUUGACCCCACUAGGAGGUAUAUAUAUGUAUAUUGUACAUUUACAUUUGUAUGCAUUUUGAAUCAGUUCACAUUUUAAAACAUAGCUUCUUGUAUGAAGAGUUACGCAUUCAAAAAAGGGUAUGGAAAUUAUUUCUUACUCAAUUCCUGUAUUUUGCCACAAGAAAAAAAAGAUGAUUUGCGUUCUACUGAGUGAGUGCGCUGCUGCUACGGAAUUAUUGAAAAUCUGCACAUUCCUUUCCCGGGGGACAAGGGUUACAGUUUAGCAGCUCAAGUCAAAAGAUGCUUUAUUAAUCAAAUUUUCUAUUUAUUUUAUCCCUAACUUUAGGAAUGGCACCUAAUAUGCAUAUUAAAGUUAAACAUAUUAAUAUUUUCAGCUAAAGUUAGAACAGUUCAUUGUGAUUUAUUUCUACCAGUGUUUAAAUUAUUACUCUAAAGCAUUCAUUUCAGUUCACUUCAAGUUUUGUUCACUCUGGUCUGUUGGUUGGGAUACUUCAAACAAGGAAUAAAAUGUUACUGAUUUAUUUUUGAAUCUAAUCCCUCAACUGAAAUGAGGGUUUUGUUGUAAUUUUCACAUAUAAUUAAAUUACUCCAGUUCAUAUAUACUUAUUAAGUUAUAAGCAUGUUAAUAUGGAGAGUUUUGAUUGUCCAUCCUGAUAGAAGAUCUGAUUCCCUUUAAGGAUGUGUAUAUUUUCCUUGUCAGGAUUUUUUUUUAAGUCUAUGGAGAGAGAGAAUGUUAAAAUUGCCCAGUAAGAUUCAUUUCCUAGUGAUUUCUGAAUACUUCUGUGUAGUCUUGAUAAAACUUAGAAUUGAAUAGUAGGUAUUUUGGAAUGCCAUUUAGUAUGAGAGGGGAGAAAAAAAAAUCUUCAAUGUAAUCGAAAUGAUGUUAUUUCAAAUAUUCAGAAUCCAUAAUAAUAAAUUUUAGGAAGUUAAGUCCUAAACAUUAAUAGCCAAGAUACCAAAUAAAUUAUUAUAUUCAAAUAUAUUAAUUUUUUAAGAGAAAAGUAACAUAAACAUUAUGUCAGAAAUUCUCUUAUCCCUGUAUUUCCCAGCCAAGACAGUAUAAAUUAGUAAAUAACUAUAGUCUUAAUUGAACAUUCCAUUCUCUACCAACAGAUAAAUAUAAUUUAGGCUGCUAUAUGAUACCAUGGUAAGUUGAAAAGUGAACAAGUAAAAUCAUGUUGGGAGUCUACGUAAUUAAUAACUGUUUGACAGUUUUUACCUGAAUUAAAAAGAAAAUCUGUUCUAACUGUAUGGACAGAAUAUGACAACCAUAGAUUAAAAAGAUACAGUUGUAUAGAUAUAAACAAAUAAAUAUCAUGGGUGGUAUGUUCUUUAACGUACAACUUUGUUUACACUUCUGAGAUAAACUCUAAUAAUUUGUUGGCAAUGAACAUUGCUGCCUUUUUUAAUCAUUAUUCCAGUCUUUAAAUGAUAAAUAUUAGAAGUUCAGAAUCACACUUAAAUUUCUCACAUAUGGAUUUUUCAUCUGGGAGCUACUCUCUGUCGGUAUUUUUAUGUAUAGAUCCUUUUUUAAAGACAUUUUUAUUAGGGUCUUAAAUUUAAAAUAAAUUAUCCUUCACAGCUUCUUCAAAUGGAUAUGCUAAUUAUACUUUUCUGUUUACCAAACAAAUAAGACUUUAUCCAUUAUACCUAAGAAUUUUUUAACCUGUUUAUCAAUCUACAUAAGGUUCUAGGAAUAAUCCUAGCUUUAAUAUGCCAAGUAGUUCUAGAUUCCAUUUAUAUUGGUAUAAUAUUGUAUAAUAAAAUGUCAAAUUUCUUCUAUCUGAAGUACUCUUGCCCUCCUUCCCUAACUCCCCUAUUCUCUCAUCUCCCCCUCCAACACACUCUAGAAAUCAAUGCAGACUGUUAUUCUCACAAGUGGAAAUAGGAAUUGGUGAAUCAAGGGGCUUUGUAAAUGCUAACAAAUGUUUGUGAAAACCUUUCCUCUCUGAUUUAAGAUGGUUUUACCAUGUUCAUUUCAAAUGUUUUAUUGAGCAUCAGAUUUGUGUUAGCACUAUGUACAUAGCAUGAGGAAUAUUUUGGAAUAGACUUUACAUUCACAAGAAGAAUUGGUAGUAUUUGUUAAACAACUGCAUCCAUUCAAAAUAGAGGCCAACUAAAUGGUGUAAGAAAUAACUUCCUUUGUGUGGCCUGCUAGCACAAGUAUGAAGGGGGUAAGGGGCUAAUCGUUUUUGAUUAAGAGUAAAGAGAAAAUUUAUAUAUAAAAACUGACUUCAAACGUAGAGGUAUGGUAAGCCAUUAAGACAGUUGAUUGAAGGUUUCAGGUACUAAUAUAUACACUUUAGUGUGUUUAUAUAUUUGUGUGUUUUAUAAAGGCUGAUACUAACGAGGGGUGAAGAAUUAUUUUAAUUAUAGAGUUGUUUAAAAUCUGUUGGCAGGUCUGAUCAGAUCUAAUCAGGUAUUUGAGCAGAAGUCUCCUGUCUCCAUUAGAAAUACUCUAACUUGAGAGCUGAAAGGAAUUUGAAUGAUUUUAUCUAAACUCACCUCCUCCUAUUAUUUUAGGCAACAUAUAUGAGUAUCAUAAAUUCUUGUGAAUUUUAGUCUGUUUCACCUCAAGAAUUAUACUCAGGCAGUGUUUUCACUUAAUAACUAUGAUGACCUUAGAGGAUGUUGCUUAAUUUAGAAAAUAAAUAGGCUUUAAAAGGUGUUCCUAAUUAGGACCCUGACUCAGUUUGCUAGUCAUGCUUCCCUGAUAGAGCAUAAACUUUUGUAAAGUAUUUAGGCUGAUACACAUGCAGUAUGAAAACAUUCUGAAAAGUCAAUUAGAAGACUAAUUUUUAAAAGCACUUAAAACAUAGAACUAGGAUUUAGAAUAUAUGUCCACUUAUAAUCAAAUAAUUUAUGUUCAUAAUGUGGUAGAAUUAAAGCAUUACUUAUUUUAUAAUCUUAUCAGGAAGAGAGAAAGAAACAAUUUUUAACAAUGUUCUAUUUAAUACCUGUGUUUUGAAUAUUUAAGAUAUUCUGAUAGUAAGGUUGCCAAAGUAGUUUUGAAUUCAUAAAAAUUAUUUAUACCACAAUAAGGUGGGAUAUGUUUACAUCUCUUAUUUUGUAGUUUAGGUGAAUUUACAUUUAAGUCACUUAGAGUAAAUACAUUAUGGUAAAUAUUUGUUGAAGUAAACAUCUCAAUAAUAUGACAUGAAAAAGAUGGAUUAUGUCACAGCUGGCUUUUAUGCCAUAUCAACAAAGUAGCUACACCACAUUUGCUUUAGCUGUCCAAUCACAAUUUCUGCAGUCAUUUUUGUGUGUGUGUCAUUUCCUCCAAGUAAAACAGUUAUGUUAUUAAAACUCACUGCAUUUUCUCAAAUAUCAGGAUUGAUGAUCUAAUGGCAAAGAUUUAUUGGUGUCUCCGUGUGAACACAACAUAAGUUAUAGAAAUUGUUUAUAAAUUUCUUAGUGAAUUGUAUAGCUACAAAGGAAUUUACAUAAUAAAACAUUUUUGCGAGCUAACUGCUAAUAGAUAAGUUCAGCCAUUUUAUACAGAGCCCAUGAAAUUAACUCCUAAAAUGUAUUUUUGAGGUUCAGCUUACUUUACAAUGUCUACAACUAUUAUCAAAAUAAUUUUUUAUCACCGACUUAAUUUAUUCUUUUUUUCCAACUUCAUUUUUUUUGUUCAUUUAUUCUUAGUAGCAAUUAGUACAGCAAGCCUUUUUCAGUGUUACCAAAACAAGUCCUCUAUCAGUCAGAAAUUAGACAUUUUAACUUCAUAAGGUUGGUGAAAUUGUCCUGGGUAGACACCAAAUAGUUUUUUCGGUUUCCAUUUCUAAAUUUGCUGCUAUUUGUAUGUUUUUCUACUGCAGUUUUUUUUUUUUUCUACUGCAGUUUACUGCUGAUUUCUAAACUUUUAUAGUCAAUUGUUAUUUUUACUUUAGCAAUCCAAGCUAAAUGGGCAGCCAGAAGAGGUAUCUACUGGGGUGCAAUCCAUCAACAUUGAGUAGAAGUGGUUCCAUGCAUAAAGGAGAAAACCGUAUAUUAUUUUUUAAUUUUCAAAGUGAGAGGUAUUAGCAAUAUUGCAAGUUAAAGACUACAAUUUUAGUUGGAAGUCCUAAUGUUUAACUUCCUAAAACCUUUUAAAUUUCCAAUAAAAGAAUGAAAAUGUUUAAAAGCCUUGUGUUCAUAAAAGUUUCAGUUAAGCACUGUAGAAUUUUCCUACUUACUGUUGUGUAAAUGAUACAGAAAAUAUUUUUCUAUGGACAAGAGAUUGAAACUGGUAACUUCUUUUACUUCAUUGUGUAAAAAGAAUGAUAUUUGUAUGUCUUUCAUGCUGUAAAAGAAUGAAUGUAUCUUUGAAAUGUUACUAGAAUUAUGACUUGAUUCUAAGGAUACUCUCAAAAAAAUCGGCAAGGGAGUGGAAAAAAGGAAAGGAAGUGUAUUCUAUUUCAUGAUAUAAAAUGCAACUUUGGAAGAAAAAUGUAAUUUUCAUUAUAAAUGAGCAGUCGUUACUGAAGCAUAUUUCAAAUAUAAUGUACAUUCUUUUUCACUUUGUUUUAUUUUAGCUCUAGAACAGAAAAUUUCAAGAAAAUUUGUGCUAUUUUUAAGUGUAAAAUACUUGUAGACUUCUGGAGUAUGGAAGGGUGUUUUUGUGUGAGGGUAAACAUUCUGCUGCAUGUGUUUACCAUGAAGGAAAGUUCUCAGGCAUUGUCACUGUGGCAGCCACAAAUGAGGACAUCGUUGUGAGUGUGACUUUAGUGAAGCCAGAAAUCUGUGCCUCUGAUUUACUACAGUAAAUAUGUGCAGAGGCCCCUGACAAGUAAUUUUGCCUUUUUAUUAUCCGUAUCUUGGACAGAUGAGACCACUCGGUCCAGUUCUGACUUGUAACAGUGGUGUCUUAGAUGCUUAAGAGUUCAUUGAUUCCGAUGAAUGACAACAAAAACCCUACAUUUUUAGUCCUCUUUUAGGCAUAUUUAAUUUGUUCAACAGUCUCUUUAAAGGGUAGUAUUUAUUAUUUACCACUCCUUAAACUCGACGUAAUGGGGCCUUCAUUAUUUUGACUUCUCCCAUUCCUCCAACUUUUAUAAAUCAUUGAUUUCAUUUCAUAGUAGUCUUUGUGAAGUAAAUACCCUGAACAACUGUUUAACUAUAGUUAAGAGAUUAAUAUCAGGCUCCAUCAACCCUGAGAAUUUCCGAAAUUUAGCAAAUAUUAUGAUAACUUUAACUGAAAUGCCACCUUGCUAAAUGAAAUUAUCACCAUAAAGUCCAGGAGGAUCAGCCCAGUUUACAAUCUUAGACACAAAUAGGUGCUGACCUCUGUUUUGCCCAAAUCCAUUUGUCACAACUGAGCCCAUUUUACCUUUUAUUUAAAACCUUUUUGAUUUUUAUUCCUGAGUUAUGUUAACAGUUUUUUUACCUUUCCUGGCAAGAAAAUUUCAGUCCAGUUCUGGGAUUAUCUGGCACCCAUCUUUUCCAAUCCUUUGGUGAAUUCACAAGAUUAUCCAGUCUUGUAUCCUGUAGAGUAGGUCAAAUUUCAAUGCUGAAAUGGAUUUCUUGAAUUUUAAAUAGUAGCACUUUAUUUCAUGCUUACUACUGACUUAAUUUAUACAUUUAAAAAUAAAAUCUAGGAGUUUUGUAAAUAUGGAAAAACUAAUGAAUUAGUAUGUAGAGCUCAUUGGAUUGGACCCAAGUAAAAUGCUUUACAAUGAUCUCUUGAUCUUUUGAUAUUUAAAAGGCAACUUGUAUGAUUUUAGCUUUGCCACUUUUCUGUAAUUUAUUUAGUAAAGACUACCCAGUUGACUGUUUUGUACUCUGAGUUCGCUCAGCUAGCUUCAACCAGGUUUGGUUUACAGUAAUCAUUUCUGCUUUGCAUUUUUUGUACAUUACAUGAAUAUUUGGAAAUCCAUUUAUGUGAUUUUAAGUCAUAGGUAGGGGUUAAGUUAAUACUGCACCACAAGUAAGUUGAAGAGGGCAAAGUCCUGACACAAUCUACUUGUCAAGGGUCAGGAUUUAAGACACUAAAAACAGUUUACAUUAAGCUGUUUUUGUUUUCUAUCAUUAGAAUAUAUGUGCUUAAAAAAAUAAAAACUGUCCAACCCAGUGUUCUUAGAGCAUCAGGACAUUGCAAUUACAAUCCAUAUUGUAAUCUUUUCAAAUGAGAAAAGCUAGUCUUUAUUUUCUACAGUGUAGGCUUAAUUUUAGGACAGAUAAUUUGCUAUAUACUCAUUAGUGGUAUUUUUAAGUAGUAGUUUUACAAAUAUUUCUAUGUAGAGGGUGUAUGGGAUUUUUUUUUCUUGUAACAGGUGCUAUAUGUAAAUAUGAAGGGCGAAAGUCACUUAGUUAAAAGUCUAGUUUAUUUCGUAAUUAAAAUAUAGUUUUGCAUUUCUGCUGUCAUUUCACGUUUGAUAAUACUGAACUAGUAGCUCUCCCCCCAUUUCUCAAAAAUAGCUCUUUCCAUAUCCUUUGUUUCCAUAAAUAAGAGGUAAAGAAACUUAGGGUUUAUUUAAAAUGUGUAAGCUUGAAUUUGGUCAAUACUGGAUAAUUUGAAAUCAUACUCUGCAUCUGUCAAUACAGCUUACUGUAUGCUUGAAAGGCCUUGUGUAUUUGUCUUAAUUUCAGUGAAAAAUUAGAAUUCCUGCAGUUCAUUCAUGUAAAAAAAAAAUCUAUGAAUACUAACAGAGGAUAAAAAUGCCGAUUUGCAUUAAAACUGUUUAGUCCUAAGAGCGAUUUAUGUGAUGUGAAAUACUAUUACACAUAUUUGUUGACCAUAUUUCAUUUUUUUAAUUGAGAAAUAGUUGUUCAGGUACAAACGUGAAAAAACUCUAGCUGUGACUUUAACUGUUCAAUUGCAAAAUAAAGAUGUGCUUUAGUAAUUUAAA